CCUGUUUAAUGUGGAGUCCGCCGGUUGAGUGAGAAGUACAGCGACGUGGCCAUGCGAUCUACAGCCGUAUUGUACGGGGUACCAGGCGCGGCGCCAGCCGUCAACGAAGCCCGUCUAUGACACGCAGCCAAUGGAGUGAGACGUGUACUGGAUGGUGUGUACCCGUUAAAGUGUGUAUGUGUGUAUAUAUCUGUGUAACAAUGGGCCACUAUACAGGAGCUCGCCAUUCUUUGUUUGUCGGAACCGUGAAACGGUAAAACUAUAGGUGGUGAUUUACCGAUUUCGAGGUCUGUCACAUGCAGACAGGACGGCACGGAUCCACAUUCCAAGGUACUUGCGGCAGGGCAAAACUUCCAGUGACACAUUCAUUUUCAUUUAAACUCAACACUCUCCCUUUACACAUCGGACAUCAACAUGUAUGCCGGUAUGCUUGGAAUCCUCCUGUUGUUGGUGCUCACGUUUAAUGAUAUAGAUGGAGAGACUAUAUGUGCUGAGUUUGCGAAGUAUGAUGCAGAUGGUUCAGGCCUCAUCCCAGCCGUUCCUAAAGUGGCCUCCAUGUGUACCAGCUCCGAGGCCAAGGGGAACCGGGUGAUUGUUGACACUUACACGGCGGAGGGACAGACUAAACCUGCCACGUGUUCAUGUACAGCUACCGUAACUCUGGAUAACGAAGCCUCCACCAUCAUCCAUUUGUCCCCUCACUUUGAUCUUCAGCCGAACUAUAUCAACUGUGGCAGUCGCCUCGUGCUGACCAGAGGGGACACGACGGUCAGCCAGGGCUGUUUUAUUGUUGGAAAUGUGAAUGUCAACAAUGGUGAUACGCUAGACGUCAGCUUCCUCAUGGAGAAAGACCCGUUUGACAUAAGAUACUGUAUGGUCCUAUCACUAGGUGUGUACAACAGAAACUGUAUGGUCCUAUCACUAGGUGCGAGUGGUGACAUCGCCUUGAAAUGCAACGACCCAUCUGGUGCCACAACCGGAAAUACCACCACCAUCACCACCGCCGCCGCCAGCACAGCCCAUACACCAACAGCAAGCACAAAGACGUCAUCAACAGCAACAGUAUCCUCAACAACUUCGACAACAACGUCUGCAAACAUGUCCACAUCAUCUCCAAAACCUACAACGCCAUCAGCGACCAUAUCUACUGCACAGUCCACGACAGUUACACAGUCCACGACAGUUACACAGUCAUCAACAAAUCAUACAACAACAGCAGCCUCAACAUCAUUAUCUAGCUCAACAGCCCCAACAACACAAUCUACGCUAUCGACAACAGAACAGGUGGCGACAACAACUAAACCAUUGACAACAACAAUUAAAACAACAACUAAACCAUCGACAACAACUGUAUUUAAAACAACAAUUCAACCAUCGACAUCAACAGUUAAAACAACAACUAAACCAUUAACAACAACAUCAACAGUUAAAACAACAACUAAACCUUUAACAACAACAUCAACAAUUAAAACAACAACUAAACCAUUAACGACGCAAAGAGUAACAACAGCAGAGUCUGAAGUAUCUCAUGAAACAACAAGUACAAAUGCGCCAACAUCAAAUGAACCGACGUCUCCCAAACCAACCAUGGCAUCGCCUCAACCACAAGGAGAAGAUGGCGAAAACUACCAACUUGAAGUAAUCAUUCCAGUAGCCAUUGUUGCCGGGAUCUUAGUAAUUUUUGUUGUAGUCUGCAUAAUAUGUGUGAGACACCUUAAGUCGAGAGAGUUUGUGACAAAUGGCGACCUACUACGCAGGGUCUCCGAGGAUGUGAACGCCAAGUCUAAGAACGGACUACAGAACCCUAGCUUUAACGGCGACACCCUGCCGACCUCGAUAACCUCUCUGGACCGGAACAGUCAGCUGUCGAUGAUGCGGGAGACUGAUCCCGCCUGUGACACGGAUGAGGUGACGCUGGACUUGGGUGAGAAACUCUACGAGAACCAGGCUCUCACGUAUUUAUAGUAAUAUAGGCCAUUGGUGUUUUCCCUAGUGUUUACCACGGAUCGUCUGUGUAGAUCAUACACCAGUCAACACCUAUUGUCGCCAAUUGUUCUGCUAAUGAGGAUUUCGCGAGGGUUAUUAACAGUGAAAGGAACCAGGAGAAAGAUAAGUUCCCUGUUAAAUGUGUAGCUUUACGUGCUAAUAACAUCUGACAGACUGUCAGGAAGUGACAAAGGGCAGCAGAUGAGGAUAUUUCAUCCGCGUUUUUUAGUUCUUGAUUACUUUUACUGAUAUGUCCAGAUAGUCCUGCAGCCAUACACCAAAAAAUACGCAAAGAUGUCCUAGCCACGGCCUUUCUCGAUGAACUUGGAUUGUGUGACGAGGAACAAAGUGCAUUCGGAACACCUCUUAUUGCAGCUUGUUUCAUGCUCAGUAAAGUAAACCCCGCUUUCUAUUAAGCACGUGCGAUGGAACAGCUAAAACGACGACAAAUAUCAUAUCAGUUACCUUUUCAGGGAAAAUAUGAAAUGUUUAUGAGUUGUAUUGAGGUGGUAUGGUAUAAUUAAGUACCUAUUUUGAGUAUUGCAUGGUGCAAAUAUAUAACUGGGAUUUUAAGAUUUUCCUCAAAAUGAUAUAGAACUCUAACCUGUGGCGUGAUUAGUUUAUUUGAUCCCACAUGUUAAAUAUCCUCCUAUUAUUUUCUACCACGGUAGAUACUUGCCGCUGCUACAUUGUAUAUAAAACAGUGCACAAAUGUACUCGACACACAACAACACAGUUUGUGCUUAUUAUACGUCGGUUUAUGAGUUAAACUGUCUAACGUUGUUGAUAUCGAGAUUUGUAUUACAUGUAACUGUUAAGGUGCUUAUUCUUCAUUUUGCCAAGAUACAAUACACCAUUCCAAAAUAAUUUGUUGCAUAAUUAAGUUAGUUACGAAUUGUGUACAGGCCAUGGACUUGAAAAUGAUCAUACAAUAUACCACGUUUACAUAGCUAUGUAUAUGUUUUAUAUACUGAUAUGCGAUGUUGAGAUACACAGUUAAUUUCGCCAACUACGAAAGUAGGUUUUAUUCGUGAGUGUUCGAAUUCGCGGCUGAGAGGAUUCUGAUUUAUAAAAGCAAUUGUUUAUGUCCUCCCUUUUAACGGUAUGAUUUUGCUUAGAAAAUGGACCUAGGAUGACGUCACAGCCUACAUGUUCCACUUAUGGCCACAACAUACAAUGUACAACAAUAUUGGUUAUGGGAGAAAGAGAAUGUUUAACUGGUGUUGAUGGAGUAGGCCGUACUGCUGAUCCCGGGGGUUCAUUCUCAAGCAGACGUACGAACCUUGUGAUUGGCUGUAAAACAUAUCGACCGUAAAUUGUGUGAUAGACUAUAUUUUUGUUAUACAUAAGGUUAACUUCACAAGUGACUGAUUUUGAUACAUGUGUUACGUUACAGACAGUGCAUUAGGUGUUCGGAUACACGGGUAAAGAUGUUACUCCAUUUGAGAAAGGUUUAUUACAAGUAAUGGUGUGACCGUUGGUCUGUUAUUGGUCGUGUAAAUGUUGAGUAUAUUUGUAUGGUUUGUCAGUUGUUAUGACAUCAACAAUCAAUAUGACGUUAUAAAGGAUACCAUUGGGUAACGGCCAUUAAUGCUUCAUCUAUGAUCGUGUAAUACCGACAUUUUACCUUCUUCUUUCUUACAGAAAAAAACCUUUUUAUAACUUACUUGAUACAUUAGUAAUUACUUUUGUCACUCGCAAACCUGUCAUUAGAUAUCUGCUUUCUAUGGAUCCAGUACAUGUCCUGCUCAUAUAACACGUGCCUCGUCAAGGGAAGGAGAUUCCAAUCUUUACCUGUUUAAUCCAAAGCCCCUUUAGAGUAUUACCGAAUUCACUAGAUUCAGCACAAGGGGCCUAUGACUUUGUUAUAGUUGGUAUGUGUA
Mizuhopecten yessoensis (Yesso scallop) is the source of this 3869-nucleotide messenger RNA. Its product is annotated as A-agglutinin anchorage subunit-like. The record is from RefSeq and is a predicted model, not a curated record. Bases 415 to 1965 code for a protein of 516 amino acids. The transcript is spliced from 8 exons. Lineage: Eukaryota; Metazoa; Mollusca; Bivalvia; Pectinida; Pectinidae.